This is a messenger RNA of Iphiclides podalirius (scarce swallowtail), 555 nucleotides long. Lineage: Eukaryota; Metazoa; Arthropoda; Insecta; Lepidoptera; Papilionidae. The record is from the annotation of a GenBank genome assembly.
AUGGUGCUAGUGCGAACGCAAAGGGCGAGAUUAAUCGUUCGCCCGACGCAUCCGCGGCCGACGUCGGCGGCUGUGGAAAAAAUUAAUCAUUUUAACGCUUCAUUGUCGCUCGACGCCCGCACGAUCUCCGCCCCAAUUAUAUCACAAUUAGACACCCGUUUGACGGGCCCCGUUCGAAUUUAUCACGGCCGCGUCUUCGGGCGCCCCGACAAAUAUCACCGGCGGCGCGAGUCGCGUCGUACGACGUGCCGACGUGAAGCAAACGACACGCGAACGCAAUGGAGCGUGCCGUCGCCCCGCAUACGACUUCAGCGAGCGCUUAAUAACUUUACACGUAUCGCGCGUCACAAACGUGCGUUCGGAUCUGUGUCGUUAGGUAGGCGUCCCCGCGACGCGUCGCAGGUACGUCUGUGGCGCCACAUGGGCUUCCAGCAGAUUAAUGGAUCAUUGCCCCCCCCCCAUCCCGUUCACCCCCUCCCCCCCUCCACACCCGUCACGCUGAACGCCACGGCGUGCACGGUUAGCGCGGGAAAAUUGCAUGCAACAUGCAUAACA